CUUUUCCGGUCGGGGUUAAUCCCACCUCCUUCAUUCCGCUCGCACCACAAACACAGAAAUGUUCAGUUCUUUCGUCUAAUGAGGGCAGGGGCUAAAAACCGGCUGGUUCUAGCAACAGAACACAAACCACUUCCCAGGAGAGAGAUGUGAUCCGGCCGAUUUAGAAAAAUGGGAUGACGAAAAGACACAUUGCAACAGCUCGAUGGAGACGGAGUGAACGAGCGUUUGGAAGAAACACAAAGGCAGCAGACUCGGUAUUAUUGACAUCUUUACAACAACAUCCGCUCGUUUCUUUCGGAAACAAACAAGAACUGGUGGGUGAUUAAUUGGAUUUUUCAAUUUUGUCUCCGUCUGUAUGGAGAAAACGAAAGCCGAAAUCAUCAUGGCUGUGCAAAGGCGAACAGGAGACGAACUGGUGAAGGAUUCUGGAGCAGGACGCCCCCGGGUCGUGAUGAUGGAAGUGAAAUAAGCUUGUUGUUGUUGUCGUGGGUGUUACAGGCUUCGUUGCGCACCAGCCGCUGCGUUGUUUCGCUUUUUACCUGCUCGCUUCAGCUCGCGCUGAGAGACGUCGCCUGCAUCCAUGGGCUGUAGUCGGCACUGACAGAAGCCCGUGUUGUUCCCCCGCUGCUUCCAGGACUGGAUGUUCCUCAGCACCGCGGACAGCGACAAUGAGUCGGCUCCGCAGGAAAGCGCUCGUGGCCCUUUUCCUCUUCACGCUCUUCAUCUUCGGGACCAUGAUGGGGCUCCGGACGCUGAAGCCCAGCGACGGCUUCUCGGACCUUGCCCCCGGGAUGGACUUCAUCGGCGACAAGUCGGAUCGGAGGCAGGCGGACGUGAAAGACGUCGCGGUGUCGCCGGGCCAUUCUCACGUGGGCAGUAGCGACACUAAGGUGGUUUUCACCAAAUCGGACCGAGAUUACAGCAUCUUCUACGACGUUCACAUAUUCUAUUACCUGUGGUACGGCGCUCCCAACAUGGACAACAAGUACAUCCACUGGGAUCACGUCCUGGUGCCACACUGGGACCCUAAGAUCGCGGCCAGUCACGCUCAAGGAAGGCACGUUCCUCCAGAAGACAUCGCCUCAAGUUUUUACCCUGAGCUGGGACCCUAUAGCUCCAAGGACCCCGCCGUGCUGGAGUCACACAUGGCCCAGAUAGAAGCGGCUGCAGCAGGGGUGCUGGUGUUGUCAUGGUAUCCUCCAGAGGUGGCCGACGACCACGGGGAGCCCACAGAGGACCUGGUUCCGGCAGUCAUGGACGCCGCCCACAGGCACAGCAUCAAGGUGGCCUUUCACAUCCAGCCAUACAAAGGACGGACGGACCAGAGCGUGCAUGACAACAUCAAAUACAUCAUUGACAAGUAUGGAAAACAUGACGCCUUCUACAGAUUCAGGUCCAGCACGGGGCAGGUGCUGCCACUGCUCUACGUCUACGACUCGUACCUGACGCCCCCCGAGUCUUGGGCGGAGCUGCUGACAGCCAAAGGCUCCCACAGCGUCAGGGGGACGCCGUACGACGCCGCGUUUGUGGCGCUGGUGGUGGAGGAGCGCCACAAACACGACAUCCUGGCCGGCGGCUUCGACGGCAUGUACACCUACUUCGCCUCCAACGGCUUCUCCUUUGGCUCCUCCCACCAGAACUGGAAAGCCGUCAAGGCAUUUUGCGACGCCAACAAUCUGCUCUUUAUUCCCAGCGUGGGCCCCGGGUACGUAGACACGGCCGUCAGGCCCUGGAACAACCAUAACACCAGGAACCGUGUCAACGGGCGUUACUAUGAAACAUCCCUGCAGGCCGCGUUGUCCGUCAGACCGGAGAUCGUCACUAUCACUUCCUUUAACCAAUGGCACGAAGGGACGCAGAUAGAGAAGGCUGUGCCCAAGAAAACCCUGACUCGUCUGUACCUGGACUACCAGCCCAACCAGUCAGACCACUACUUGAAGCUGACGCGCCAGUGGGCCGAGAACUUCAACAAGGAGAAGGACAAAUGGCUGAUGUGAAUGUCGGUUUCUGUCUCCAGCUGAGGCUCACGAAGUGUUUGUUUGCACCUACGUUUCUCCAACGCCGAGCUUUUCUAACACCUGAGACUUUCCACCUGUCCUCUGCUUUUAACCACUAACUGUUUGGUACAUGUUCAGUGUAGUCACUGACACGGUAUAUUGAAGUUACGAGGUUACAAUGAAACAAGCAAAUCUGUGUGUUAGUGAGAUUGAAAAGUUGCAAAUGUGUCCAGUAACUCCGCUGUUCUUAUUUUCUUAUGAUGAAGGACUGUUCUUAUUUGUGUUUCCUCGAAGAUAAAAUAAACAAUUGUCUGUUAACUGUCACAGAACCUGUGUUUGAUAUACGGUGUCAGAGGCGUCUCUGCGUAGAUGUAACUCACUGGAAAGAGCAGGAGCUUCAGCUGCUCCGCCGUCAACAUUUAACCAUCACUACAGGGUUUAAAGCGGACAGGGGUGACUCAGUUAAAGCUUUUUUUUGUAUCUAGCCUGUCCAAGCAUUUUUAACUAAUAAAGUCUUGUAUUUUGUGAUCA
Betta splendens (Siamese fighting fish) is the source of this 2528-nucleotide messenger RNA. It is a transcript of the gene maneal, whose product is annotated as mannosidase endo-alpha like. The transcript has 4 exons. Gene Ontology annotation, cellular component: Golgi apparatus. The record is from RefSeq and is a predicted model, not a curated record. Gene Ontology annotation, molecular function: alpha-mannosidase activity. NCBI's taxonomy places the organism in Eukaryota, Metazoa, Chordata, Actinopteri, Anabantiformes, Osphronemidae. Bases 669 to 1997 code for a protein of 442 amino acids.